AUGGCCGGAAACAAAACACAGACCGCAUCGCAGGGCGCAUCUCCUCAAAGGCAGGCCGAGCCUGCCGCACCAGUGCCGGAGCCCCUCUCACCGCAGUUCAGGCCCAUCCACUCAACCACGCCUAUCCCGCCGCCAACCAUCCCCACCUUCCACCGCCAAACAUUCACCCACAAGCAGCAUCCCCCACAGGUCGAGGCCAUCCCACAGCCGCCACCGCCUGAGCCCGUGGACUUCAGCGAAAAUGUCGACGUGAUCGCCCUGGAGUCGGCCAUCCUGCUCCUCCAGAGGCAGAAGCAGCAGGCCGAGGAGGACAUCCGCCAGCUGCAGCGCAUCAAGCAAGAGGCCGUCAAGAAGCCGGCCGAAUUCGUGCAGGACUUGGCCAGUGGGAAGGUUGGCCAAGGGCCUCAGGGGGCGGCGCCCAUCAGCAGUGGCGCAAAUGAGGACGAGGACGACAGCGAAGACGAUGAUGAGGAUGAGGACGAGGAUGAUGACGACGAGGGCAGCGAUGCUGAAAUGGCGGGCCAGGAUGGCGGGCAGGCAUCCAGCAGCGGCCUCGGGCCCUCACCAAUGAAAGCAUCAGGCAAGGGCAAGGCCGCCGCAGCACCACAGCCCCAGCAACGACCGCAGCCAUCGUGGACAAACCUGCCGACACCGCAGGACGUGGUGCGCAUGCCCGCCAUAAACUGGUCCAAGUACGCCGUCGUGGGCGAGUCGCUCGACAAGCUGCACAGUGAGCAGCUCACGCGGCCUACCCUGGGUAUGCCGGCCACGGUGGGAGCAGACGGGAAGGCGUACGAGUUCAAGGGGGAGCCGAACCCGGACGACGGCAAGAAGUCUGUUGGGAUCGCUGCGCCGUACGACCCUUUACAUGACAAGAUCAAGAAGCCUCGCAAAUGA
Messenger RNA from Diaporthe amygdali, 897 nucleotides. RefSeq lists its product as uncharacterized. The record is from RefSeq and is a predicted model, not a curated record. Bases 1 to 897 code for a protein of 298 amino acids. Lineage: Eukaryota; Fungi; Ascomycota; Sordariomycetes; Diaporthales; Diaporthaceae. The transcript has a single exon.